Messenger RNA from Malaya genurostris, 1734 nucleotides. Its product is annotated as alpha/beta hydrolase domain-containing protein 17B. The transcript has 4 exons. Gene Ontology annotation, biological process: protein depalmitoylation. The record is from RefSeq and is a predicted model, not a curated record. The coding region runs from base 613 to 1479 and encodes 288 amino acids. Gene Ontology annotation, cellular component: plasma membrane; endosome membrane. Lineage: Eukaryota; Metazoa; Arthropoda; Insecta; Diptera; Culicidae. Gene Ontology annotation, molecular function: palmitoyl-(protein) hydrolase activity.
UAAAAAUCAACCCACGAAUUGUUGGUGGUGUGUGUUGCUGCAGAAUUUAGUUCUUUCGUAGAAAGUGUAGAAAAUCUGUAAUUUCCGUUAAUAUUGACUGUUUCUUGUUUGAAAAGAUCAAUUUCAAUAAACAGGGAAAUAGUAACAGUUUUCUGGAAGUAACUCAAAUAUUUUCAAGUUUUGAAUUACCAUCAUCAAAUCUGCGCACAGUGGCUCUUUGUGUCGAUUGUGUUGUUCCUGUUGUCAGUUCGUCUCGACUUUUGAGACGUAUGAAGGAAGAGAAAAAAUGAUUUUUUCUCAUGACUAAUAUGUACAUCUGUCUGAUGGAAAAAAUAUUGUUAAUCGAAGCUGAAUUCUUCCGCAUUCAGGACAUUUGGGCACUUUUAGAAUAACGAAUAUGUCUAGAUGGAGAAUGAAAUAACAUAUUAAAUGAAUCAUUGUGAUAGCAAGUAGGUAAAGUCUAGACUGGUAGGAAGAGGUCAAGCAAAAAGAAGUACCAGAUAAGUAACUGUUAACCCUAUCACCGCAACCUGUAGGCUCAGUCUAGGCAGAAUAGUGUUCAUUGGAAAAACUAUAGCGAACAUUUACAGUGGAAUUUAGACAAGUGCAAUAAUGAACGGGUUAAGCUUCGGUGAACUAUGUUGCUUGUUUUGUUGUCCACCAUUCCCCGGGCGAAUUGCCGCCAAACUUGCCUUCCUUCCCCCAGAGCCGACAUACAAUUUGACACCAAUCGAUGAGAGUAAAGCCAAGUAUUUGGUCAGUUUUAACGAACGCGCCGAGUGGCCAUACUCCGAACGGGAGAAAGAAAACGUAGAAGGAUUCUACACGCGUACCUCGCGUGGCAACAAACUAUCUUGCAUCUACGUUCGAUGUGCUCCGAACGCCAAAUACACACUGCUGUUUUCCCACGGCAAUGCCGUGGAUCUGGGACAGAUGAGCAGUUUCUAUCUCGGCCUUGGGCUGAGAAUCAAUUGUAAUAUUUUUAGCUAUGACUAUUCGGGUUAUGGCAUGAGCACAGGAAAGCCUUCAGAAAAGAACCUUUACGCCGAUAUUGACGCAGCGUGGCAUUCGCUCAGGACUCGCUUCGGUAUCAGCCCGGAGAAUAUUAUCCUUUACGGACAAAGCAUCGGAACUGUUCCCACUGUAGAUUUAGCUUCCCGGUACGACGUCGGAGCAGUCAUACUUCACUCUCCGUUAAUGUCAGGAAUGCGAGUUGCAUUUCCAAACACAAAACGGACGUGGUUCUUCGAUGUAUUCCCGAGCAUUGACAAGGUUUCCAAAAUCAGUUCACCCGUUCUGGUAAUCCACGGCACCGAAGAUGAAGUGAUCGAUUUUUCACACGGUUUAAGCAUUUACGAGAAAUGCCCGAAGGCAGUCGAACCGCUGUGGGUUGAGGGAGCAGGCCAUAAUGACGUUGAGCUGUACAACCAAUAUCUGGACCGCUUGAAGAAAUUUAUCGCAAUAGAACUGAACAACUGACAAUUAAAGAACGCUUCCGGGCAGCAACCGCCACCGUCGGCAGCAAGCAAAAGUCCUAAAAGUGUUCCGGGAGCAAAAACUAAUUCGACCACCGAACCAAGCAACAGCAGCUCGGCAGACAGCAAACCUCCUUCGACUGCCGGUGGAGAGUCUUCGGUCGGUCAAUCUUCAAAAAACGUCGGCGCAAGCUCAACUGCCAGUUCGAACAGUGCAGUGGCCAGUGCCUCGACCAGCGAAAAACUAUUAUAGCAUUCG